CGAGAACCUGAGAAAAAAAGAAGGGAAGAUAGUGAGGCGCAUACACAGUACGCAGAGAUUAGAAAAAGAAAUAGACUAAGAAAAGAGGAGAGAGAAAAAAAAGCUUAAGAAAAAAUGGGAGGUUGGAGAAAAUUCGAUCCAUGGCCAAUUUUCUUCAAGAGAGAGUGGAAUCGUAACUGGCCUUUCCUCGUUGGAUUCGCUGUUACUGGUACUAUCAUCACCAAGAUCUCUCUUGGUCUUACUGAGGAACAAGCGAAGAAUUCCAAAUUUGUUCAGAGGCAUAAAGGGCACUAAAGGGGGCUGAAGUAAUUUUGCUUUGAUGGAAGCCUAUCUGGCUGAUGAAUAACAAAAGCUCUGACGCUUAAGAUUUUCUUCGGAACUUGUAUUGAAGAUAAUGUUGGUGGAUAUUUUUUCCUUGAUAAAGGAGCUGUUUAAUUUGUUACAUGGAUUGCUUUUAUAUCUAGAAUCACUAAAGAUGAUAUACAGAUUCAGUAGUCCAUUGAUGCUUUC
Molecule: messenger RNA, 510 nt
Organism: Beta vulgaris subsp. vulgaris (sugar beet)
Lineage: Eukaryota; Viridiplantae; Streptophyta; Magnoliopsida; Caryophyllales; Amaranthaceae
Exons: 3
Coding region: 115-294 (59 amino acids)
Source: RefSeq, a predicted model, not a curated record